GUGAUGUAAUGUGAUUAGAAUUUUAGCUAUAUAAUAAAUGUUGAACAAUGUUGGUAUUGGCAUGACCAGUGGAUUGGACAACAAAUUCUGCAAAAAGUUUAAAUUGCAUAUAUCUAAAAAUGAGACAUUUGGGAAGUAAAAAAAUAUCAAAUGAGAUCAUGUCAUACAAUGCAGACAAUUUGAGACGGAGUCCAAGAAAAAAAGCAAAACCAGUUCAAGAUAAAGGACGUCGAAAACUGGAUUUUUGCAAUGAAAGAAAAAAGCCAUUGUCAGGAUGCAAAGUUUUUUUGGACAUAUCUUUAAAGACCACAGUGUCUGAAAUAACAAAAAGAAUAGAAGCACUGGGUGGUACAGUUGAAUGUUUUCUUAGCAAAGAUAUUUCUUUGGUUAUCACGAACCAAAAAACUACGGUCAGACCCGAUGGAUUUUCUCAAAUGCCAAGCCCUUUAUCACUUGGUCCCAGUCCUCUUCAGCCACACUUUUCAAAUAAAUAUUCUGCUGCACAAUCACCUUACAGUACAGAUUCUCCACAGCACAGUAUUGAAACUGGAAAGCGUGUGAAACCACCGCCUGUUGCUACCAGAGGAAAGUCAUUACUGGACAAAGUGCUUGUAUCUAAACGUGGGUCAGGAAGUGCAGAUACAGUGGCUAAAGCCAAAAACUUGGGAGCGGUUGUGUUUACAGUGGAAGAUUUUAUGAAAAAAUAUAUGAAGAAAAGAGAUUCGAUAUCAGACAAACAAGUUUUAAAAGAAUUAAAAAACCAACCUAUGAUUCAAGCAAGUCAUUCAAGAACCGUACCAAACGUGAAAGUGUACAAAUUAAAGGACUCUUUCUUCAAAAUAGAAGAUCAAUCAAGGGCAUUUCGACCAAUCCUCUAUGAAGUGAAAGCGUGGCCUAAAUUGCAUUUUCAAGUUCAGCAGUUGCAUUCUCCUUUUGACGUCAUCAAAGAAACGAAGGCUGCAGAAGAUAGAAAAACGUGUGAAGCUGAAAUGGAUGAAGAAGAAACAUGUUCUAUAAAAGCAAAAAGUGAUGAAAAUUCUGAUCGUUUGGAUAAGGAAGACAAAGGCGAGUCUUCACAGAAAGUUUGUAGGAAGCGUGCAUCAAGACCAGGUUAUUGUGACUGUUGUACAGUCAGAUAUCAUGAUUUACACAAGCAUUUGAAAGGUGAUCAGCAUCGCAACUUUGCUACAAAUAAUUCCAACUUCAAAGCGUUAGAUGGUCUGAUAUCAAAGGGAACACAUUUUGAUGAUUUUUUGAUUGGUUUAAAAGUCAACGUGAAAAAACGGAAGCCGAAUGAGAAACAGCAAUCUGCAAAACCAGCUAGAAAUGAUGACGUGACUGUCGUCGAUUUAAAAAGGGCGAAUGAUACACCAGCUCAUACUGAUGUCGACGUUGUUUAUCCAAAAAAAGACACAGUGGAGCAUCACGCAUGCAGCACGGACAAUGCUGUUCAUUUCAAAACAACGAAGAAAGAUUGUAGUGAAGAUGUUAUAGCUGAUGUGUUUAGUGCAUCACAGCAAAAAUCACCUUAUGGAAAAAGAAAUACAAGAAAUUCAAGGAACGACUUAUCACCUGUUAGUCCUUGUGUUUUAAGUGAGGAAAAGACGUGUAAAAGUGUUAAAGACACUAGUGCUUGUUUCAAACCACCUUCUAGCAUAAAAUUAAUCACAUCUAGUGUGUCUAAAAAUCAAUACGGCAACUCAAACUCCGAAUAUGUAGAGAAAAUCGAAGAUUCGCAUCCGGAGGACGACGAUGUUUUUAGUGAGCAAAUACUGACUAUAAAUGCAAGUACGCCUAACAAAAAUAAGCAGAAGCACAUUUCGACAUGUUUGGAUGGUCCAGAGAACGAAAUAACUACAAGUCAUAGACAGAAAGAAAACGAAAAUCCAGUGGAAGAACCAAAUAGUUGCGAACAUGUGAUUAAUGUUAGAAAAUCUACACAACCCCCCAAGAUGAAGAACCUAAAAUCAAAUGUGAAGUCUUCACCGAUUCGCAGAAAAGCUGGUAAAAAAAAGAAACGUCGCCAGCGUUUUUCAUCGUCGCAGACGUCAAGCCAAGCAAAAAACCAAGAGAACUUUGAAGACAUUCUAAGAGAAGUUCAGCAAGAACAACACAAGGAUAUGUCUACGACCGUAGGUCAUGUUGAUAAAGAAUGUACCGAUGAUACAAUGAAAGAAAAAACAAAAGACCAUUCGAAAAUCGAAUGCCAACGGAAUCUAGUCUACCAAAGGUCUGUUAUAAACCAACACGUAGUCCUGAAUAAUGAAGAAAGUUCUGUAAGUGAUUGCUUAGUGUCGCCGGACAGAUUUUUAAUACGUCCAAAAGAAGAUAAAAUAGUUGACGCUGAAAUAUCAUUCAAUGCAACUGAAAACCCACUGCUACGUACCUUGUGCGAAAAUCCUUCACGGAAACAGUCAGCUGUAAAAUCACGCCAAGUUAAAGAUGGGCGGGAGCAAGAAGAUAUGGAAGUUUCUUUAAGACAGUACUACGGAGAUGGUUAUAACGGUUUUAAAGAAAACAUCCUAGGGAAUCAGUUGAAAGUGGGAAUUGAUGUCCAACUCAACAAGCCAGAGGAGACAGUAAAUUCUGUGUAUCCGCUUAACAAGAAAGAGAUCUUGCUUCAUAUUGACCUAGCUAGGUUUGCAGAAGACAGCAAAAAAUUGAAAACAGAUCCCGCCACAGAUAGAUAUCUUAACGAGAAUCUGCAGACAGUUCCUGGUGGAAAUGUUGCAUCAAUCACACCGAAAGUAGAAGCAACUUCGACUGCGUUUUUAGAAGAAGUGUUUAAACAAGAUAGUGAAGAAAAAUGCUUUAUCGGUUAUCUGGACGAGGAAGAUGUUUAUUGCAAUCCACAGAUUUGCAACAGUCCGAAACAUAAGAUCAAAAGUGGCGAGGAAGAAAUUUUGAAAACGUUAGACUUUAGUGACGAUGACGACGACGACGACAAAAAAGAUCUUAUAAGCGGAAUACUUCCUCAGGUCGAGCUGACAGAAUACAAAUCGUCGCAAUGCGCGAUGUUUUCCGUGAAUUAUAGCGACACAAAUGAGGUUUGUGUACCUUUGUCAAAAAGAUCGACCCCAAACAAUCGAAAGAACAGGAAAAAACAACAGAGAGGAAGCCCAGGCGGUGACAUAUUAUCAAAAAAGAAAAAACCUUCUACAGUAAAGCGUUUAUUAACAUUACGUAAUUCUGAUAAAGAGAAUGAAAUCGUUAAACCAAUUUAUACAAAAAACAAAGUUACACACAUUCAAAGCUGCAAUGAAAGUAAAAAGUCUGACGUAGCAGACAUCAAGAAGAGAGUUGUAACACCUGUUGAUCAUGAAAGAAGCCGUAAACGUAGUCGCACCGGCAGUGAUUCUGAUCACGUGAUCUUACUUGACAACUCAACACGAUCAAUUCAACAGCUUUCUUCACUAUAUGAGUCCGAAAUAAUCUUUGAAGAAACGCCCCUGGACGCAGUGACGGUUUUCUCUUCGAAAUUAUAUGACAGAAUUAAAAAUAGAGCCAGAACUGCGUCAAAAAAGGCGUCCGAGUCGAUUAGUAGGUCUUCUUCAUGCUCUGCGUCGCCAUCCCGUGUCAAGAAGAAGAAAAAGAAAACAUAUGAAUGUAGUAGUUCAGUGGAAUCUUUACAGAAGAAUUCUAUAUUGGAUUGUAAACAAACUGUGCCAGCCAUUGAUGUAGUAAAUGCGACAUCUGGAUUAGAUGUGUCAUUGAAUUCUCCACGAAGAAGUCCCAGAAAACGUCUUAAUGUUUCUGAAGGUGGAGUUAAAGAAAGACGUAUGAGUCCGCGCAAAAAUGUUUUUCGUUACAACAGUACUAGCGCUAGCUGCAGUGCUUACAAAAAUAUUGCAAAACGAACAAACACAUCCGAUCGCAGAAAUUCAAGUGAAAAUGGAAAAAAAUCAGGAAAAUCACCAAAUGGCGGUCACGUUAGUUUUGAGCGCCAAUCUAAAACUCCUUUUAAAAGUCCACAAUCGAGAGAAGGCGAAGUUCCGUCGCUACUACGCACUUCAUUUGAAUUCGAUGAUUUGAACGUUUCACAGGAACAACAUGAAACGAAGCAAGCUCAGAAAAAGGAUAGAAAAAGCAAACAAAAGAAAGAAAGAAAAACAAACCGUGCAAAUCUUGAUCCAUUUACAUUUGAUGAGCUUUAAAAAUUAUUUUUACGUGUUGCGGUGUGUUGUAAAACAAACCGCUUUUAUUUAUUAGUAUAGGGGAAUAACCCACAUGGUGGAGCAGCUUAAAGAGGCUACGAAUUCGUUUCCCCAAUGUACGUUAUAAAGAACCCACCCUGUCGAUGACUUUCAUGUACUCCACUAUAUAUAAUACUAAAAAAUACUAUUUGUUUUGUAGCCUUUAAAUGCAAUUUUACUUCGUGCACAAAUUUUUUAAAAUAAAUAACAUUUACUAAAUAGAUACAACGAUGAUGUAAUAAGUGUGCAAAUAUAAUAUUUUAUUGUUCGGUAAUUUCUUGACGGUUUUUUUUUAAUAUCAAUCUGUAUGGUUUGCUUACACCGUGAGUUGUUUAGGAGAUUUUUUUUUUAAAUUUUAAACAAUUAUCAAGGCAACCUUUUUAAGAGCAGAAAAUUCGGUGAAACAUUUAACUUUUUUACUUUAUGUAUAAAUAUUUUAUGGAUGUGAAAGAAAUAUAUAAUUAUUAGGAUUUUUUUAA
This is a messenger RNA of Hydractinia symbiolongicarpus, 4672 nucleotides long. RefSeq lists its product as uncharacterized. The record is from RefSeq and is a predicted model, not a curated record. The transcript has 14 exons. Gene Ontology annotation, cellular component: nucleus; Dbf4-dependent protein kinase complex. Gene Ontology annotation, biological process: regulation of cell cycle phase transition; positive regulation of nuclear cell cycle DNA replication. NCBI's taxonomy places the organism in Eukaryota, Metazoa, Cnidaria, Hydrozoa, Anthoathecata, Hydractiniidae. The coding region runs from base 120 to 4154 and encodes 1344 amino acids. Gene Ontology annotation, molecular function: protein serine/threonine kinase activator activity; zinc ion binding; nucleic acid binding.